UGACGAUCGAAUUCGAAUUGUGAGCGAUGUCGGAAAGCAAAAACACGGACGAAAAGGAAAGGAAGAAAUUAGAUUCCAGCUAGACGAGGCGCGCAUGUGUGCCGUGAUACGCAGGAUUCGUUGUGUCAAGGACACGUGUGUGUAAUCGCGACACCUGUACGUGCAGCUAGACGAGCUUUUGCCGACUCGCGCGGUCAUCGAUAUAUUUAUUUCUUCUCUGCCGCCGGCACGCCGCCGCCCGAGUAGUGGAAAUAUCAGGAUCGCUCCUCUGCGAAGUUUUUCUAAAAACUUCACAUUUCGCAACUAACCGACCGGAUGUCAAAAUGUCCAACACGCCGCAUUUGAGUACUGGAUCGGUGCCGCCGCCUCUCGCGCCUGGCAAAAUACGUUUGUACAGCAUGAGAUUCUGCCCUUACGCGCAGAGAAUACACCUGGUGCUGGACGCUAAGCAAAUUCCAUAUGACGCAGUGAAUUUAAAUCUACAGAAAAAACCGGAAUGGUUUGUGGACAAAAAUCCCUUGCAGAAGGUUCCCUGCAUCGAACUGCCAGGAGGGGAAAUAUUGUACGAGAGUUUAAUUAUUGCCGACUAUCUGGAUGAAACUUAUCCAAAGAACAAACUGUAUCCAAACGAUCCCUUGAAGAAAGCUAAAGACAGACUCUUGAUCGACAGAUUUAAUUCAGUGAUAACGCCUAUGUACAAGGGAUUUUAUUUGACAACUUUUGAUCAACGGUCGUUUCAAGAGGCAUUAACUGGUUUAGACAUUUUCGAGCAAGAGUUGAAGAAGAGAGGAACUCCCUUCUUCGGAGGUUCUGAGCCAGGUAUGGUGGAUUUCAUGAUUUGGCCGUGGUGCGAGAGAGCGGAUGUUAUCAGGCUCAUACGAGGGGAGGACUUUGUGGCACCUAAACAGCGGUUCCUGUGUCUGUUUGAAUGGAAAAUCGCUAUGAAAGACCAUCCGGCGGUGCGUGGCACUUACCUGGAAACCGAAGUACACGCCAAGUACAUAAAGAGUUACAUGACGGGGAUACCUAAUUACGACAUGUUAACCACUAAGAGAUAAAAAUCAAACGAUACAAAAUUAAGAAAUCUGUUCUGUUUAAUUUUAAGAUGAACGAUCAGGUUUGCGCGCAUUCCGUUGUAUGACUUAAUGUAGCAAGCAACGCUGGUGUAAAUUACUAGAAUUAUAUAGUGAAAAUUGCAUUUCCUAAAACUUGCAUUUAUAAAAUUUAGAAAUAAAGCUGCAUGACGAGCAAAAACAGACACUAAUUAUCAGGGAAGAGGAGUCUUGUGUCCUAUAAAAUAUAAAUUUAAAUUUAAGCUAACGCACAAAUGCAGAAAAAUUAAUUUGUUUAAGUAAAAUAUUUAAUUAUAAACAAUAAUUUAUGUUUAUUAACAUUUGCAUAUGUUACAUCGAUACAUAGGCCUAUUUUUCUGUUUUGUUCAUAUGUACUUACAAUAUUGAUAUUGGCGGUAUUAUAAUUUAAGGGUGUAAUUGUAUCUAGGUACUAUAUAUUACAUAUAUACAAAAUAUCAAAAUUAAAAAAUGAUUACAAAUAUAUCUUAAAAUGUUCCCUCUUAUUCCUAAAUAAACUUCAGUACUUGUGAUCUCUGUUGUAUCAAGAAAAAGAUGCUACAUCUGUGUCUAUGGUAAGUUGGAUUGCAUCAGCCGUAUCGGUUGGAUGUAGUUACGUUGUGAAUAUUUUUGGACAAUUGUCGGUGUUUUAUACCACUUUCUUUAUUAUUAUCUUUAAUUUAAACAAAUAUACAACUUCGUGGCUUGACGUCAGGAACCCAACCUACGGUUUUAAAUCUGUUAUCAAAGACAUAGAAUGGCGUAUGGACUAGCUUUAUAGGUCCACCGAGCCAAAAGAGCACCAAACCAAACCAUCCAUUGUAUCAAUUGAUAAAUGAUUAAACCACCAUCUUAUUCCAGAGAUGAGUUACACAAUCUACAUCCGAGUAAAUCAAUAGUCAUAAUCCGUCAGUCAAGAA
Molecule: messenger RNA, 1990 nt
Organism: Pseudomyrmex gracilis
Lineage: Eukaryota; Metazoa; Arthropoda; Insecta; Hymenoptera; Formicidae
Product: pyrimidodiazepine synthase-like
Exons: 5
Coding region: 324-1058 (244 amino acids)
Biological process (GO): glutathione metabolic process
Cellular component (GO): cytoplasm
Molecular function (GO): glutathione dehydrogenase (ascorbate) activity; glutathione transferase activity
Source: RefSeq, a predicted model, not a curated record